UCCGAAAAAAACGCCAGUACUGACUGUUUACCGAAAGACAAUGAUAGUAAUACAAUGCGGCUCUUCUUUCGAAAAAUCCUAUGAAUGUGGCGCUGCACCUUGGGGAUGUCGCUUAUAAUUUCGGUUUUGUUCAUCGACAAUGCGUCGUAAAAUGAGAAAGCCGUCAUUUCCGGUGGUGGUGUGCUGUGUGACGUUGGCGAUAUGCGCAACCAUCUGGUCAACAUAUUUUCUGCGUUCUGUUUACAGACGAAACGUCGUUAAACAGAUGAUGAAAUUUGCCUGGGGCAAUUAUGUGCGGUAUGCAUGGGGCGCAAACGAACUGCGACCAAUAUCGAGAAAUGGAUCUGCUGGACCGGCUCCCGUCGGGGGCAAAUCAAUGGGGCUGACAAUUGUUGAUUCCCUGAGUACCUUAUUUCUGAUGGGGUUUACCGAAGAGUUCGAUGCUGCUACCGAGUGGGUCACGAAACACUACGACAUUCGCAAUGCGGAGACAUUUUCCGUUUUCGAAAUGAAUAUUCGGUUCCUGGGCGGCUUACUUUCAGCUCAUGCUUUGAGCGGAUACGGUAAACCUGAGUAUUUUGCCCGGCUGGAACCGAAUGGGGGAUUAGUUCCGAAUAUGGAACAUUCGGCCUGCUUUAUCGGCGGACUCUAUGCGCUCGCUGUACUCCCUACACAAAUUCAGACUCCGGUUGAUGUUCCGCGGCUCCUUAGCUUUGCUAAAAAUUUUACCCGAACGUGUCACUUAUCAUACAGUCUCACUAGUACCGGACUUGGUCCGGAAUCGUUCAGGAUGGACAGUGCUGACGGUUAUCCGGCAGCAAUCGUGUCAGGGAAUCAGCAGUACUCGCUCCGUCCGGAAGUGACUGAAAGCUACUUUUAUCUGUGGAAAUUCACCGGAAACUCGAUGUAUCGGGAAUGGGCAUGGGAAGCCGUGCAGGCUAUACAGAAGUACUGCAAAACGCCUUACGGAUACAGCGGUGUCAGCGAUGUGAACAACGAACACUCAGCGCCAGAGGAUAUUCAACAAAGCUACUUCCUGGCUAAAACUCUUAAGUUCCUGUACCUGAUAUUCUCGUACGAUGACCUUUUGCCUCUCAGUUCUUGGGUGUUCAAUGCCGGGGGACAUCCUUUACCGGCACUCGAUUCCUAUGCUUUCCAGAGGGCUGUAUCUUCUUAUCGCAGCGAAAAUGAGACAUCCCGUGGAAUUUUUAGGUGGUUCGCACGAGCCCUCAGUGCUUUAUUUUAGUUUCCUUUCCUUGUGGGUCUGCUUUCCUUUCUGAUUGAAGUUAACCAUCAUGUAUGCGUUGGUUUCUCAGAGAUCUUUAAAUCCCAGUUCUUUAGAUGGGGAAAAGUUGAUUUUUGGAAAAGACUGCUUAAUUUAUAAGGAUUCUAACGAUACCUAGCACAGGCUGAUCAGAGAAUCAAGAGU
Paramacrobiotus metropolitanus is the source of this 1429-nucleotide messenger RNA. RefSeq names its product mannosyl-oligosaccharide 1,2-alpha-mannosidase IA-like. Gene Ontology annotation, biological process: N-glycan processing; carbohydrate metabolic process. NCBI's taxonomy places the organism in Eukaryota, Metazoa, Tardigrada, Eutardigrada, Parachela, Macrobiotidae. Gene Ontology annotation, cellular component: Golgi membrane; endoplasmic reticulum. Gene Ontology annotation, molecular function: calcium ion binding; mannosyl-oligosaccharide 1,2-alpha-mannosidase activity. The record is from RefSeq and is a predicted model, not a curated record.